GUCAAAAUAGUACUAGCCAACGCCGCCCCCUUGAUCGUCGAAUUAGCUGCAAAGAUAACCUCCUUGGUAGCAGAGCUGCAAGUAGGUCUGGCAGCCCAGGGACUGGAAAAUCCAUCCUGGGCUGAGAACAGCCCUCCAUACCUCCCUUCGAAUUUACACCAACUUCGAGAUAAAGUGUUAGAUACAACUGCUGAGCUCCAUAAGGUUCUCUUGGAACCUCUGAAGCUGAUUUACAAAGUUGCCGGGAAAACGAAUCUCAACAAGAGGUUAGUCAGACGCCUGCUUCGACAUGCGAUAUCCAUACACAUCCUGAUAGAACCCGAACCCGAUGUGGUGGCACAUACCAAGACCUCCAAGUUUUUGGCCAUCCCAUAUAUAGGUGACUGGGCUACAUUUGAAAGCCACGAUACCUGGCUAGCUAUUCCGAGAAUUGGGGAAGCCAUAGAGAAAUGGCCGUACUCCGAAGAAGCCAAUGAGACUGUGAGUCUAGACCAUGUUCCAUGUCUGACCGACGCGUUCACAAAAUACCAUGAAUUCGAGCGACCCCUAGACUAA
Messenger RNA from Clonostachys rhizophaga, 555 nucleotides. The record is from the annotation of a GenBank genome assembly. Lineage: Eukaryota; Fungi; Ascomycota; Sordariomycetes; Hypocreales; Bionectriaceae.